CCCCCCCGCGGGUAUAAAAAGCAGCCAAAUUUCUGAAACAAAUCACAGUCGCCGGUUGCAGUUCAGUUUUUCUCUGUGAGUGUUCAAAUCGAAAAAUUAGUGCAUAAAAUAUGAGUUUGGCCGGUAAAAAUGUUGUUUUCGUUGGUGGCUUGGGCUUCAUUGCUUAUGAAGCCUGCAAGUAUUUGAUGAACAAUGACUUGGCGUCGUUGUUCGUGUUCGACGUUUUGGACAAGCCUGAGGCUAUAAAAGCUUUGCAGGAAAUCAACCCAAAAACCAAAGUUUACUACACCAAAUUCGACAUCACCAACAAAGAGAGCAUAAAACAGUCACUGGCCGAUGUCAUUUCCAAAGUACAACAUAUUGACGCACUCAUCAACGGUGCCGGCAUCCUCACCGAUCCCAAUGUGGAGUUAACGAUGAACAUCAACUUGAUCGGUCUCAUCAACACAACACUCGAAGCGCUGCCACUUAUGGACAAGAAUAAGCACGGACGUGGUGGUGUGAUUGUUAACAUUGCCUCCGUGUUGGGUUUGGAACCAUGCCCACCAGCAGCUGUGUACUGCGCAUCGAAAUUCGGCGUAGUGGGUUUCUCGCGCUCGCUUGGGGAUCCCUUCUACUAUGAGCACACCGGCGUUGCUGUGGUCACAUUCUGUCCUGGUUUGACUGAUACGCCAUUGAAGAACAACAUUGGCAGCAAAUACACUUUUGACUAUUCCAAGGAGAUUGGUGAGAAACUAAACUCCUCUAAGACCCAAAAACCUGAAGUUUGCGGCGCUCACCUAGCGCAAGCGAUCGAGUUAAUGGACAACGGUGCCAUUUAUAUAAGCAACCAAGGCACAUUGACUAAAGUGAAGCCCAGCGUUUACUGGGAACCCACUUACUAGAGGCACUCGUGUGUGCGUAAUUUUAAUUGAAGUGACUUAAAUAUAAAAAGUGGUUAGAAACAAAUGUGAAAAAUAAUUUUAACUUUAUUUAUU
Messenger RNA from Ceratitis capitata (Mediterranean fruit fly), 977 nucleotides. RefSeq names its product alcohol dehydrogenase 1-like. The coding region runs from base 111 to 884 and encodes 257 amino acids. The record is from RefSeq and is a predicted model, not a curated record. Gene Ontology annotation, molecular function: alcohol dehydrogenase (NAD+) activity. Gene Ontology annotation, cellular component: cytoplasm. The transcript is spliced from 3 exons. NCBI's taxonomy places the organism in Eukaryota, Metazoa, Arthropoda, Insecta, Diptera, Tephritidae.